Scatophagus argus is the source of this 5822-nucleotide messenger RNA. RefSeq names its product sterile alpha motif domain-containing protein 9-like. Lineage: Eukaryota; Metazoa; Chordata; Actinopteri; Scatophagidae. The record is from RefSeq and is a predicted model, not a curated record. Gene Ontology annotation, molecular function: protein binding. Bases 414 to 5048 code for a protein of 1544 amino acids. The transcript has 4 exons. Gene Ontology annotation, cellular component: cytoplasm.
ACAAUCGAAAUAAAAGUGAAGAUACAUAGAAAGGUUUGACAAGCCUGAUAGCUCUAUAUGCCACCAUCACCAUGAUGUGUCCGGCAAAAACACUUCACGAAGUCUCCAAAUACAUAAAACAAGUAGGAUGAUGUGGAGUAAGACUUCGUUUGGUCUGCACCGGAAGUUGUUGAUUGUUUUUGUUAUGAUUGUCAUCAUAACCCCACCCCCAGUCUUCUAAAUCUAGACACACCCAUGACCAGAAAAAAGAAACUUCCAUCAGUGUUGUAUGCAAGCUCAAAACUGCAUCAGCAAAUGAAGGAAAUUAGUCUUUGACUGCGAGAUUACAAUCAUCGAGACACCAGAAGACUGAAAAAUCUCCAACAGUAACAGAGGUGCUCUGGUGUUGCGCUUCACAUGAAACAUCCAUAAAAAUGGAAGACAGCCCCUCCGAGAUGGAAUGGCAAAAUCUGCCUAGUGACAGAUGGACAGAAUUUCAAGUGAGCUCCUGGCUGAAAUGCAUUGGAAUAAAAGAGAAGUACAUAAUAAAAAUGGAGGAGGAAGAGGUGACAGGACCAGUUCUCACAACUCUACAGGGAGACUAUCUCAGCACUACAAUUGGAAUGAAAAGUGCACAGAUUGAACACCUAUUGAAGAAAAGAGAUGAGCUCUUAAUGCCAGAACCAAACAAGUGGAAAAAAGGAAGCAAAUUCAGCAACAAAAGUAGAGAUGACACAAAAGAAGAGGCACAUCUAGGACAGGAACCAAACCUCUCUUCGCAAAAACCUUGUGCCAGGGCAGAAAUGGAAGAUAUUCCUUUGGAGUGCAGUGACAACUCAACUUCUACAGGACUAACUUUAUCUUUCUGUGACUAUCGGGACUUUGACCAGGAAGGAAAAAACUGCAGAUAUGUCAAACACAAUGUACUCCCUCCAGAGACGGGAAUUGAAAACAUGAUUCUUCCAUGCCAUGAAUAUAAGUCCCUGGAGAUUGCACACAAACUAGACUCACGAAGGCUACAAGUGAAAGUAGCAAGUGAAGUGCUAAGAUUUGCAUGCGCAUGCAUGAAUAUGCGAACUAAUGGGACAAUUCAUUUUGGGAUUAUGGAUAAAGUAAAAGGCAAACAUCAGCAUGGUGAAAUUAUAGGAGUGCCUAUCAGGAGUAGAGAAGAUUUUGUUGACGCACUAGAUUACAUUGAAAACUGCUUCAAAGAUUCAAAUCAACAGUCAGAUGCCAGGAAGUGCAUAAGAAACCCCCGAUUCAUUGAGGUCAUUGACAAGGAAGCUACUGAGAAAACAUGGGUCAUUGAAUAUGAUGUUGUCCCAAAAGCAAGCAUUGUCAAAGAUAAACUGUACUAUGUUGGCAUCCCAAAAUUCUCUGAGAAGAAUAAGAAAAUAAUCCAUGAAAAGAAAGUUCCUUUCCACAGAGUAGGCGCUAAUACACCUCAAGUAUCCGAUGAUGACCUUGUUCUGUUCAUUCAACAACUGCGUGACAAAGACCAACAGAGAGAAGAGGCAGAAUCUUCAGGCAAUCAAACAGUCGAUGACAGUAGAGAGGAUCUAAAGAGGAAACUCUCCAUCCUUUUAACAUCUGGGAAAACGUAUAUGGACAACUCUCUCUUUUACAUAAUAGUGACCAACAAAUUUCAGCCUGAGCAUCUUGACAGCAUAAACUUCUUGCUUCACAUGAAUCUAUUCUGUGUAUUUGAUUUUGACCCUGAUUCAAAGACAUCUGGUCUUUGCUGUAAAUAUAGGAAGCAGAAGGCAGUAACCCUUCACUUUCUUGGUGAUUACACCAGUGAAUCAAUUGAUUCCUUGCAACUUUUUCAGAGAACAAGCUGGAUUUUCUGCAAUGGUAGAAAAAACUUCCCUGAUGGAGAGGAACCUUGCGAUGAAAGAACCUGGAUCAAAACGAGAAAGAAAAAAAUGAAAAAAGUGGUGUCUCUCAUCUGCAAUGACUUCCUUCCUAGGAGUUCAUUUGUAGUCCUCUUUCUGCUCAUGUCAGAUGUUGAACAGCCACUUGUGGAGACAUUUCAUGAGUUUUACGCUGAAAUGAAUGGACACGAUAAUUUUGCAGUCAUAUCAGAGUUGAAGGAAAACUACAAAAAGUGGUCAAGUCUUGCCCAGGUGUCUUGUCACAUGUCUUCACUCAAAGACAUCAGCAUUGUUGGUAUGUCCCUGUCUCAUGUGGAUGCCACAAUUCAAAGCAUUCAGAUCUCAAAGAAUCUACCCACAAGGACACUGCCAGUCUUAAAAGGAGGAGUAUGCUUCUUAAAGUCAGUUGAAGAGGCUAUGUUAGAUUCUCUGGAAAUCAUCAGUGUUGACCAGUGUGAUGAAACAAAAGUGGAGAUCAUGAGUAAGGAGGAAAUCCAACAAAUUGAGAGCUAUUUUUAUAGAGGUGGAAAAAUAGACUGGAUCAAUUUCUGGCUUGCUGACAAACACAAGUGUGGAAAUAUCAUAAAGAGGGAUGCCUAUAACGAAGCAAGCACAAUCCUGGACAAGAUAACACAUGUCACCAAAGCCAUACGUCCCAUUGAGAGUGUGAACAUAUACCAUCAUCCCGGCAGUGGUGGAAGUACAGUGGCACGACAGAUCCUCUGGUGUUGGAGAGAAAAGGUACGAUGUGCAGUUGUUAAAGAGUGUAAGGAAAUCACAACUGUGUGUGAGCAUGCAGUGAUGCUGAGAGAACAUGACGAGAAAGACAAAAACAAUUGUCUGCCAGUGCUCUUGCUCUUGGAGGACCGCAAGGCAGAUUACAUAGAUGAUCUUAGACGGGAGCUUGGAAGUGUCAUUGCAACCAAAAAAAUUAGCCCCUCUGUGUUGUGCUUUAUCCUACUCAUCUGCAACAGGUCAAAUGAUCCAGGAAGAAUGUGCAGAGCAUCACCUACCCAAACAGUAGCAGUCAAACAUGAGCUAACAAAUGGAGAGAAGGAACUGUUCUCAAAAAAGCAUGAGCAACUCAUAUUGGAGUUUGAACCACGCUUCAUCCUGACAUUUGUUCUGAUGACUGAAGGGUUUGAGGCAAGUUACAUUGAAAAUUUUGUGAAAAACCUUCUAGAUAAGAUUGAUCACUCAUGUCCUGUCACUCGUCUCAUCCGAUUUGUGGCUCUCUUGAAUUGCUACGUUGGAGACUCAUACAUAUCUGUAUCGCACUGCGAGGCAUCUCUUGGCAUAGUUACACAUGACAGAACACGGUACCAUGCAUUUGUGGGUCAUCUUAAUGACGAAGCUAGGCUUAUUUUCAUCCACCUUAAAGAAGGUUCAACACACAUCUCAUCAAUACGGAUUAUUCAUUCACUGGUGGCAAAAGAAAUUUUGAAACAGCUGUCUACAAAUUUGCCUCAGAGUGAUAUUGCCAUGGAUCUCAUCAAUGACAAGGUACUGAUCAAUCACAGGUUCGGCAGGGAUGAGUUCCUGAAGUUCAUUAGAGCUCUAUUCAUCAGACGCAACAAAAAGAGCAGAGGAGAUCCAGAGGACACAGCUUUUUCACCCCUUAUUGAGCUUGUCAGCACUGAAAGAGGUGGUCUUCAGAAAGCUGUUGAUCUCAUGAAAACUGCUCACAUAGCUUUGGGAAAAGAUGCCUAUGUGGCACAGCAGCUUGCAAGGCUGCUCUACACAAAUUUGAGAUUUGAAGAAGCCCUAAAAUGGGCACAGGAAGCAAAAUCGAUUCUUCCACAUGAUACAUUUGUUCUUGACACCUUGGGACAAGUUUACAAAUGGUGGUUUUAUCAUUUGUAUGACACCCUCGAGGAAAAACAGCCAUCCCCUGAAAGGGCAACUGAAAUCAUAGACACUGCACUCAAAGGAAUUUCUUCCUUUAGGGCUUCAGAGAAAACACCAAAGAAAGUGACUGUCAGCCUUAAUAGUUCUUACCAAGGGGAAGUAGAUGUUGGCUGCAGGCUGCUAAAAUUCCUGUCAGGAGUAGAUGUUUUUUUAAACAAUACUGGAAAAUCAGAGUUGAUGCAGUACUUGUUAACAGACUACAUACCAGCAGAGGUCAACAAACCCUGGCAGAGAUUUCAUCAGCAGUUGAAAGGAUUAGAAAAGAGCUUGAACCAUGCACUUGAAUGUAUUUCUGAAGACCUGAGCUACUUUCAAACUGACAUUAGUGAAGAGGAUGAAGAACUUGAUGCAAGGGAUCCAGAACAACUACACAAUCCUAGAGAAUGGCUGACAAGGAAGAGUGCUGUUUAUGCUAGAUUUUUUUGUGAUCUCUCAGACGAGAGUGAACAAAGAGCUGAAAGCAAGAGUAAUGAUGUGACUGGUUCAGCUGAAAAGCUUUCUACUUUCCAAAGACAGAUGAGAACCUACAGGCUUGGUGGAGGAAAUUUUACAUCCAUCGUCUCUUUACUUUACGACAUCAACCGGGAGAGGGCAGGAAUAAAACUUGAGACAAUAAUUGGCAUGUACCCAGAAAACCUUACAAGGAAUUGCUUGGACCAGAGAGAACUUGCAAAUUUCAUCAUGUGCCAGAUAGCUCUUAACUGUACUCUACCGGGGUCCACAAAGCUCAUGACCCUUGAAAAGCUUCAAGAUCUCAGCAAGAGAUUCAUUACAAAGGGGAGGAACAUGUCAACAGCAAGUGCUCUCUUCCUUCUCUCCCUUCUGUUUUGGCCUGAGACUAGCAAUGAGCUCAGUUCUGCUGAUGCUGACAUCCUUUUAUCAGCUCUUGAUGCACUUCAGAAACUCUGCUGGCAAAAAAGCCAAGAUGUUUCUCAGAAGAAAAGCAAAAUCGUGACUCACUUCUUUCUGGCAAAGGCAAAAGGUCUUAACAAGAUUGUCCACAGAACUGCUAUUGAAAAGCAGAUUAAAGGUACUCUCAGUGAAAGAAAACUGAAAUGGCUUGGAGGGGAAGUGUGGAAAACCAAGGAAGUUGUGCAGUUACUGAAACGUGUUGAAGGAUGGACAGAAAAUGGAAAUUUGUUUGUUAACGGUGGAACCAGAGACACCAAGAUUAGGGUCAUUCCUCGAUAUUCUGCCUCCUUGCCCAAUGGAAAUGAAAUUGUCACCUUCUACCUGGGCUUUUCAUUCGAUGGAGUGCUUGCCUUUGACAUCCAAGUAGUCGAAUAAUGUUCCCAGUGUGAAUCUAGGAAUAUUGGUCCUAUAUUGCAGUAGUAGAACUUUCUUUUCUUUCUUUCUUUUUUUUGUAGAGGACACAAAACAAACCAGAAGAAAUGGAAAUUCUGGAGAUUUAUUUUCUGAAAGAAUGAACUGAAUGUGUCAAUUGAUAGUGAACAAGAAAAGUUGUUCCUCAGAUGAUAUUUUAAAUGGACCGCUUUUACAUAUGUAUUGCUAUUUUGUAAGAUGCAUCCGGUGGGAUAUGAUUCUCGAGCAGCAUGAACAUUCCUUUUUGAAAUGACAAAAACAAGCGCUCGAGCACCAAGAACUGAGCUGAUCUAAUUUUAGCCUCUUUUUUUGUUGUUUAGCAGUAAUGUUUGGUUUGUUUUUUACACAGUAUUUACCCUUGGAUUAUUUUUUUAACAUGAUUAUGUUUUGAGUUUAAUACUUAUUUGUCUUUUUUGAAUGAUCUGGGCACAGCUAAACUGAACCAGUACACACAAAGUCUGUGUAAUCAAAAUCAGACCAUUUGACAACGAGACUGCAAAUGUGAGAUAUUAAGACUAAGGUUAUUUAAGGUAAUAUUUCAAGUAUAUCUGGGCAGAAUAUUUGCUGUAUUAGUCUUGAUGAAAACCAUAUUUUAUACAAAGAAUCUUAGAAGCAGUUUUUUUUUCUUUUUUAACUUUUGAAGUUAUUUACUUCCUAUUCAUGUUGUAUUUACAUCUAGAAGAAAUGCUCCUUACUUUUGGUAUAAAGCUAUUAAAUCAUGUGCAUCUUUCCACAACA